Molecule: messenger RNA, 690 nt
Organism: Clunio marinus
Lineage: Eukaryota; Metazoa; Arthropoda; Insecta; Diptera; Chironomidae
Source: the annotation of a GenBank genome assembly
AAAUUGAGUGUCAACAGCGCAGUCUAUCGUUAGAAAAAAGAGUUAAAGAUAGAAAAAGAAUCGACUCGAAAAAUGGCUGCGCUCGUGAAGUUUAGUCGUGUAGCUUCAAAAUUAACUAAUAAAAGUUGUUUAGUGCCUGCUGUCAGUUACGGUAGUCACUGGAAUAAAGACAACAAGCCUGGACCGUAUCCACAAACACAAAAGGAACGAGAAGCAGCGGCUAAAAAAUAUGGAAUUCCUGUUGAAGAAUACGAACCAUAUCCAGACGAUGGAAUGGGAUUUGGUGAUUACCCAAAAUUGCCUAAUGAAUCAGUAGAUACGAGAAGUGCUCAUUAUCCAUACGAUUUCCCUGAGUUUAAACGUAAUUUCGGCGAGCCACUCCAUGUAGAUCAUGAUUUAUAUUCAGAAGAUCGCUAUAGCACUGCAAGAACCCGUUUCACACCAACCACUAUGAUGCUUACAACACUGUCUGUCGUUGGGGCAAUUGCUUUAGCUUACUGGUGGCUUAAUGACAAGAAAGCGUUCAGACCAGUCCUUCCCAAACAAUAUCCAGGUGAUGGAAAAGUUCAUUACACUUUUGAACUCAAAUAAAUGUGAAAGAAAUGACGGAAGUUGUCUAUAGAUAAAAGUUAUUGUAUUGGCAAGUGAAUAAAUUAUGAAAAAAAGUGAAAUUGUUAAACAUAAUUUUUC